GGAAGUGAGGGAGGAGAAAGCGGAAGUGAGGCCGGAGGGACCGGAAGUGGCGCUGCGGAGGAGGAAAGGCCGUAAUUCGGGCUGUAAGUGCGGCCUGUUCCGUUAUAACGCGACGUGGGGGGACGGAAACACCGGAAGUCGGUCGGUAAAAGGCGGAAGCGGCGGCUCUGAGCCACGUUAAUGCCUUUAGGAGCGGGAACCGGAAGUGAGGCUGCGAGCCUGGGGGCUUGUUCCGGUAAGGAGGAGGAAAAGGACAAUGGCGGCACCGGAAGUGCAGUUUUAAAGCAAUCGGAGGGGAACCGGAAGUGAGAAGGGAGGAGAACGGAGCGCUUCCGGUAAGGAGGGAGGGACCGGAAGUGUGGAGCGGAGACCGAAAUCUCGCGAUGACUCAGUAGGAGGGACGGACCGGAAGUGAGGGGCUGCGAGACCGGAAGUCUCACCGUGAUUCAGUAGAAGAGAUUCGGACGGACGAUAAAACCGGAAGUGUGGCAGGGCGACCGGAAGUCCCGCGUUGACACAGUAGUUAGGCCGAACCGGAAGCUAGGCCCCGCCUAGCCGGAAGUUGUUAUAUGAGCCAAUAGGAGGAGACCGGAAGUGCGUGACCGGAAGCGCCGGCCCCGCCUAUCGCCGCCCAUCGUCGCGGUGCAUUGUGGGAGGAAGCGGCGGAGCGCGGCCCUCGGCCAAGAUGGCGGCUCCGUGAGGCGGCCUCAGCGCUGCCCCCCGGGCGGAGCCGGGUCCGACAUGGAGCGGAACUACGCGGCUGCCGGGUUCGGGGACCCGCUCGGAGCCGCCUCGGGGUGGGGGUACGAGCGGGGAGCGAAGGCCAGUUUGGUCUAUGGGGGCUCCCGGGGGUCUCACCCCGACCCCGACCUGCUGCACCGCCAGCCCUAUGGCGCCCCACACCCACUGCAGGGCUACGCGGCCAACCACCAUCCCGCAGGUCUGUCUGGUCUGUUUGACACUCGGCCUUCACCCCCAUUGAUUCUCCCCCGCUUCUCAUUAAUAUAA
Coturnix japonica (Japanese quail) is the source of this 1008-nucleotide messenger RNA. The record is from RefSeq and is a predicted model, not a curated record. NCBI's taxonomy places the organism in Eukaryota, Metazoa, Chordata, Aves, Galliformes, Phasianidae.